Suillus paluster is the source of this 357-nucleotide messenger RNA. RefSeq lists its product as uncharacterized. The annotation marks the transcript as partial. NCBI's taxonomy places the organism in Eukaryota, Fungi, Basidiomycota, Agaricomycetes, Boletales, Suillaceae. The transcript has a single exon. The record is from RefSeq and is a predicted model, not a curated record.
GUCAUGGAGGAAUGGCAUGCUGUGUUACAUUCUGAAAUAAAGAAAUGUGGUGAGGUACUCCAACACCACCAAUGUCACUCUGUCUGUCACAAGUACGGCAACACUGGGCGGUGUCAUUUUUUGUUUCCACAUGAGAUAGUGGACAUGUCCCAUUUCGAUGCUGAGACGAGCUCUGUGGUGCUCAUGUGCAAAGAUGGCACUGUCAACUAUUUCAACCCUUACAUCCUUGUCUUCUGCCAUCAUAACCAUGACAUUAAAUGUGUUUUGUCUGGUAAAGGUGCCAAGGCCGCUAUGUUCUACAUUUCUGACUACAUCACAAAAAUGGACGUGAAAACAUACAAAGUAUUAUCUUUACUU